AUGCCGAUGUCCUGCCCGGCUCGCGUCCGCAUCGUCUCGUGGAACCUAUGGCUGAUACCGUUUGGCGGCCCGUGGUGCCUCGGCCGCGUGCAGGCCAUCGAGCGGUGCCUGUGCAGGCACGUAGGCUCAAUGUUGACCGAUCCUGGCGUGGAGGACUGCCUGGUCAUCGCCGCACUGCAGGAGGCGUGGGCGUGGCGCGCUGGACCGCUAUAUCCACUCGUCUGGCUCGAGGCGGCGCUGCAGAAGAGGCUUCUGAGUUCGCUCUUUCGUGGCGAUCGCGAGCCGUUGGCGCUGCGUGCGAUCUUUGCACUCAGCCGUGUCGUCCAGCUCGCUGGCGCUCUCGUCACCUCCGUCUGCGCGCCGCCGCUCUUGCGCGCCGUCCUCUGGAGUCCCAAGCCCGUCCUCGCUGCGUCCCUGCGCCGCGCCGGGCUGCCUCACGCCACAGCGGCGGGGGAGGCCUCCUUCCGCCACGCCGGCUGGCCGCGAGAGAGCAAUCGGUCGGCGAGCGCGCCGUGCCUGCUGGACUGCGGGCUCCUGCUCUGCACGAGCCGGCCGCCCGACGAGACCGGCUUCGAGCCGUUCGACUGGCGUGGUAACGCCGAGUGCGUCGCCCACAAGGGGAUGGAGUGGGCGCGGUUUGGCGGCCUCGCGGUCCUCACGACGCACAUGACCUUCGAGUACGCGGACGGCGGCGUGCAGCGAGGCGCGCAACAAUUGCAGCUCGCGCGGCUCGCGGCGAGGCUGCUGGACGAGGGCGCGGAGCAGCUGCUCCUCGUCGGUGACCUGAACAGCGCACUCCCGCAUCAGACCCUGCCCGGUCGGAGGAACGGCCCGCGCCCGAGCUGCGCCACGCCUCCGUCGGUCUACGAGAAGGCGUGGCUCGGCUCCCACGCGAGUCUCGACCGGCUGCACGAGGCCUUCGAGGCGGUGGACGCGGACCUCGAGCUGCGUCGCAUGGACACGGGCGAGGAGCCGACCUGCGAGGAUGGCACCGUCGACCAUGUCCUCUGCUGUGCCCGCCGCUCGCGGCCGCCUGGAGGCGUCGCGUAUCGCGCGGCCACCAGCUCGACGGUGGUGGACCCGAGGGCGGAGGUCUCCGACCACGCGCUGGUUCGGUGCGAGCUCGAGUGGCGAGGAGGCAGUGGAACAUGA
Emiliania huxleyi CCMP1516 is the source of this 1152-nucleotide messenger RNA. RefSeq lists its product as hypothetical. Lineage: Eukaryota; Haptophyta; Isochrysidales; Noelaerhabdaceae. Gene Ontology annotation, molecular function: catalytic activity. The record is from RefSeq and is a predicted model, not a curated record. Bases 1 to 1152 code for a protein of 383 amino acids. The transcript has a single exon.